Molecule: messenger RNA, 5504 nt
Organism: Marmota flaviventris (yellow-bellied marmot)
Lineage: Eukaryota; Metazoa; Chordata; Mammalia; Rodentia; Sciuridae
Source: RefSeq, a predicted model, not a curated record
GGGAGGCAGCUGCAGUGCCGUGAGGGGUGCGUGCGCGUGUGCCAAGCUUGCCCGCCGCCUCCAGGCUCAGUCUGUGCUCUUCGGCGUGUGGGGCACAGGGUCCCAAGGGCCAGGGAGCAGGAGCAGUGCCCCUCGCCUGGCCUUGCCUUCGCAGGGCAUCGGGUCGUCCCCGGGCGGAGCGCACGGGGCGGGGCGCAAGACCCGGGCCGCUCUCCCCGCCCCCUCCCCGCCGCUCGCGCCCAGCCUGGCUCCCUCUCCAUUGAGUUUUCCCAGCGCCAGCGCCCAUCAAUGGUCCUGCUCGGGGAUGCACACGCAGCUCACGGCCGGAGGGGGGUAGCAGCCGCCGCCUCCAGGUGCAGGCUCUGCCCGGCCGCCGCCGCCACCGCCGCCGCUGCCACCAGAGCCCCAGGCGCGCUGAGGUCCCCGCGAUGGGGCUGCUGAGGCUGCCGUUGCUGGCGUGAGAAGGGGCAACAAAGUCGCCCGGCUCUGGGAUCCCCCGCUGCCUGCAUGGAUGUCUUCAGCUUUGUGAAGAUUGCAAAGCUCUCGAGCCACAGGACGAAGUCUUCAGGCUGGCCACCUCCCUCAGGAACCUGGGGCUUGAACCAGGUGCCACCCUAUGGAUGGGAGAUGAUGACAAACCGAGAUGGGCGAGACUACUUCAUCAAUCACAUGACACAAGCAAUUCCAUUUGACGACCCUCGGUUAGAAAGCUGCCAAAUCAUCCCUCCAGCUCCCCGGAAGGUGGAGAUGAGGAGAGACCCUGUGCUGGGUUUUGGUUUUGUGGCAGGGAGUGAAAAACCAGUGGUCGUUCGCUCAGUAACACCAGGUGGCCCCUCAGAAGGCAAACUGAUCCCAGGAGAUCAGAUUGUAAUGAUUAAUGAUGAGCCAGUCAGUGCUGCACCCAGGGAGCGGGUCAUCGACCUGGUCAGAAGCUGCAAAGAAUCAAUACUCCUCACUGUCAUUCAGCCUUACCCUUCUCCCAAAUCAGCAUUUAUUAGUGCUGCAAAAAAGGCAAGAUUAAAGUCCAAUCCUGUCAAAGUGCGAUUCUCUGAGGAGGUAAUCAUCAACGGCCAAGUGUCGGAAACUGUUAAGGACAAUUCACUUCUUUUUAUGCCAAAUGUUUUGAAAGUCUAUCUGGAAAAUGGGCAGACCAAAUCAUUCCGCUUUGACUGCAGCACCUCCAUCAAGGAUGUCAUCUUAACCCUUCAAGAGAAGCUCUCCAUCAAAGGCAUCGAGCACUUCUCCCUCAUGCUGGAGCAGAGGACGGAAGGGGCUGGCACCAAGCUGCUCUUACUUCAUGAACAGGAGACACUUACUCAGGUGACACAGAGGCCCUGUUCCCAUAAGAUGAGGUGUCUUUUCCGAAUUAGCUUUGUCCCAAAGGAUCCAAUUGACCUGUUAAGGAGAGAUCCAGUUGCUUUUGAGUAUCUCUAUGUUCAGAGCUGUAACGAUGUGGUUCAGGAGCGAUUUGGUCCGGAGCUGAAAUACGACAUAGCCCUGCGGCUGGCCGCUUUACAAAUGUACAUCGCAACAGUUACCACCAAGCAGACGCAGAAAAUAUCGCUCAAAUACAUCGAGAAAGAAUGGGGAUUAGAGACUUUUCUUCCCUCUGCUGUGCUGCAAAGCAUGAAAGAGAAGAACAUAAAGAAAGCACUUUCACACCUUGUCAAAGCAAAUCAAAACUUGGUACCACCGGGUAAAAAGCUCUCUGCACUACAAGCCAAGGUUCACUAUCUCAAGUUCCUCAGUGACCUGCGACUGUAUGGGGGCCGUGUGUUCAAGGCAACGUUAGUGCAGGCAGAAAAGCGUUCAGAAGUGACUCUCCUGGUUGGGCCACGGUAUGGCAUAAGCCAUGUCAUAAAUACCAAAACCAAUCUGGUGGCACUUUUAGCUGACUUCAGCCAUGUCAACAGGAUCGAAAUGUUUACUGAAGAGGAGAACUUGGUGAGGGUGGAGCUCCAUGUGCUAGAUGUGAAGCCCAUCACACUCCUGAUGGAAUCCUCAGAUGCCAUGAACCUGGCCUGCUUGACAGCUGGAUACUACAGGCUGCUGGUAGAUUCCAGGAGGUCGAUAUUUAACAUGGCCAACAAGAAAAAUGCAGGGACCCAGGACACAGGAGCUGAAAAUAAAGGAAAGCCUAACCUCCUUGGCCCAGAUUGGAACUGUAUGCCUCAAAUGACCACCUUCAUUGGCGAAGGGGAACAAGAAGCUCAGAUAACAUAUAUAGAUUCAAAACAGAAGACAGUUGAGAUUACAGACAGCACCAUGUGUUCAAAGGACCACCGGCACUUGUAUAUAGACAACACCUAUAAUCCAGAUGAACUUAACCAGCAGUUGACACAGCCUGGUGAUGCUCCCUGUGAGGCAGACUACAGAAGUCUAGCCCAGCGGUCCCUGAUGACCCUCUCAGGACCAGAAACUUUAAAGAAAGCACAGGAAUCUCCGAGAGGAGCUAAAGUGUCCUUUAUUUUUGGAGAUCUUGCCUUGGAUGAUGGUAUGAGUCCCCCAACUCUUGGCUAUGAGAGACUGUUAGAUGAGAGUCCAGAAAUGCUGGAGAAGCAGAAGAAUCUCUACAUCAGCAGUGCCAAUGACAUGAAGAACCUGGAUCUCGCUCCAGACACAGAGAGCAUCCAGUUUGUGGCAAAUUCUGUUUAUGCAAACAUAGGUGAUGUGAAAAAUUUUGAGGCCCCUGAGGGAAUAGAGGAGCCCCUCUUGCAUGACAUCUGUUAUGCAGAAAACACUGAUGAUGCAGAGGACGAGGAUGAGGUAAGCUGUGAGGAGGACCUUGUGGUGGGCGAGAUGAACCAGCCAGCCAUCCUCAAUAUGUCUGGGUCAAGUGAUGACAUCAUUGACCUCACGUCCCUGCCUCCUCCGGAAGGCGAUGACAAUGAGGAUGACUUCCUGUUACGUUCCUUGAACAUGGCCAUUGCUGCACCCCCACCUGGCUUUAGAGACAGUUCUGAUGAGGAGGACACUCAGAGCCAGGCAGUGUCCUUCCGUGAAGACAAGGAGCAAGGCAGCAGCCUGCAAAACGAUGAGAUCCCCGUGUCCCUCAUCGAUGCUGUGCCCACUAGUGCUGAGGGAAAGUGCGAGAAGGGAUUGGAUAACGCUGUCGUUUCCACGCUGGAAGCUCUAGAAGCUCUAUCUGUUUCAGAAGAACAGCAGACCAGUGACAAUUCAGGUGUAGCCAUCUUGCGGGCUUAUAGUCCUGAGUCUUCGUCAGACUCGGGCAAUGAAACUAAUUCUUCUGAAAUGACUGAGAGUUCUGAACUGGCCGCAGCACAAAAGCAGUCAGAGAGCCUCUCCCGCAUGUUCUUGGCCACUCAUGAAGGCUACCACCCCCUCGCAGAAGAGCAGACAGAGUUUCCCACCUCCAAAGCUCCUGCAGGGGCCUUGCCUCCAAAGUCCUCCCACAGCCUGGCUGCUCGCCCAGUGACCGACCUUCCGUCCAAAGUUGUGCCUUCCAAGCAGAUACUUCACUCAGACCACAUGGAGAUGGAGCCUGAAACCAUGGAGACCAAGUCGGUCACUGACUAUUUUAGUAAACUGCACAUGGGGUCGGUGGCAUAUUCAUGCACCAGCAAAAGGAAAAGCAAGCUGGCUGAGGGGGAGGGGAAAGUCCCCACAAGUGGAAACAUGCCAGGAAAAAAACAGCAGGGAACCAAAACGACAGAGAUGGAAGAGGACGCCAAAGGGAAAUUUGGUACUGUGUCUUCGAGGGACAGUCAACACCUCAGCACUUUUAAUCUAGAGAGAACUGCCUUUCGCAAGGACAGCCAAAGAUGGUAUGUGGCCCCUGAAGGUGGGGUCACAGAGAAAGGUGGACUGGAAGCAGCAGCUGGGCAAGCCUUUCCCAGACCUUCUGGUCUUGGGGCAAGGGAGGCCGAAGGGAAAGAGGAAGGGGCUCUUGAUGGAGAAGUGAAUGAUGUUUCAGGACUUGGCCAAGGGGACCGCUUCUUAACAGAUGUGGCCUGUGUGUCUUCAGCCAAAGACUUAGAUAACCCAGAGGAUGCUGACUCACCCACCUGUGACCAUUCCUCCAAGCUUCCAGAGGCGGAAGAGGGUGUGGCCCGCCUUUGUGAUUACCACUUGGCCAAGCGGAUGUCAUCCCUGCAGAGUGAGGGCCAUUUUUCUCUACAGAGCUCUCAAGGCUCUUCAGUGGACACAGGCUGUGGUCCAGGCAGCAGCGGCAGUGCCUGUGCCACUCCUGUGGAGUCGCCCCUCUGCCCCUCCAUGGGAAAGCACUUGAUUCCAGAUGCUUCUGGGAAAGGCGUAAGUUAUAUUCCUUCAGAGGAGAGAGCCACUGGCCUUCCCAACCAUGGAGCCAACUUUAAGGAACUGCACCCACAGGCAGAAGGGAUGUGUCCGCGGAUGACAGUGCCUGCUCUGCACACAGCCAUUAAUGCCGAUCCCUUGUUUGGCACUUUGAGAGAUGGAUGCCAUCGGCUCCCCAAAAUUAAGGAAACCACAGUGUAGCUUUGACAGAGCCUGGGAAGGAGAGACGAGGAGGCAUGCCUUCAGCUUGGUCUCAACAUCCUGAAGUUGAUCCCAUCCUGCUACCAUCAAACAUUCACUCGGAAUCAAAGGUGCCAAUUCCAAAUCAAGACCCUAAUGAUUUCUCCCAAGCAAAUCAGGCAUAUGGAGAGUCUGUGAGCUGGCGGCCACCAGAUCUGAGAGGGGGGAGCCUCAGGACACCCCCCAGCCAGAGGGCUCUCAGGCAUAGCAGCAGUAUCCUCUCAGGAUCCAUAGCAUUGGAGACCUUCCGAGAGAGAACCAAGGGUGCGGUCAGCUUGAAGUAUCCAGGUAUCACAGAAGCACAGGAGGCCGGUUCAGAAAGGCGAGCAGAACUCCCUCUGGGGAAGAAGCUCACCAAGAGUUUUUCCCAAAGCUCAAUGCACUUUAGCCCCGAGGGGAAGUUUCACAAAAGGUCCCCAGUGGUUCACAAAGACUCAAAGCAGUAUAGAACAUUACCCUUGCGGAAGAUGGAGGGUAGCAGUUGGAGAUGCCGAGGACCUUUCAGCUACUGUUUCCUUAACCGAGGGCAGGAUGAAGAUGGUGAUGAAGAAGAAGAGGAGGGAGAGGCCACCCUUCGGGUCUCUUGCCUCUAUCCACCCCAGAUGACUCACGCCAUGCCAGUACCAACCAGUCCAUCCCUGGCUGUUGGGAUUUGGAAGAAAGGAGGGGAGCUAACCAGAGGGUCAGUGCUGAAAGUCUGGUCAGAAGACCUGAAUGGCCCAGAUGACUUGGACUUCAGCAAUCUGGCUUUUGAUGCCCGGAUUGCAAGAAUAAGUGCACUAAAGGAGAGCACAUACACAAUGCCUGAUGGGUUCCUUGCAGCCCAAAAUGAUGCCAAUGAGCUGCUUUGCCUUGUCAGGGCAACUAAGGGGAAGAGAGAGGAGUCACGCCCUGAAACAUAUGACCUUACACUUUCUCAGUACAAGCAACUGUUAUCCAUCGAGUCCAGACAGUUGGGAAGUGCCUGUAGGAAAAUGGCGAUGGCCGAG